This is a messenger RNA of Ziziphus jujuba (common jujube), 1189 nucleotides long. RefSeq names its product protein CHAPERONE-LIKE PROTEIN OF POR1, chloroplastic. The record is from RefSeq and is a predicted model, not a curated record. NCBI's taxonomy places the organism in Eukaryota, Viridiplantae, Streptophyta, Magnoliopsida, Rosales, Rhamnaceae. Gene Ontology annotation, cellular component: chloroplast membrane. Bases 87 to 980 code for a protein of 297 amino acids. The transcript is spliced from 3 exons.
AAGAAAAAGUUGUAUAAAGCCACGCAACAAAGCUUUGUCCACAGAAACCAGCCUCACGUUUUUUUUUUUUUUAUUUGAAUCCGAAAAUGUCAGCCACUCUCGCCGUCCGGCCGAACCGUAUCGCCGCCGGUUCGCCUUUUCCCCAACCACCGGUUCGGAGACUUGGACCGCCAGCUCAUAUCCGCAAACUCAGUGAGAAAAUCGAGCCCUGGCGAGGCUUAAUCAUUCCGUCGCGGUGGCGCACGUUAGCUAACAACAACAAGACCAUGGUGGUUGUCCGAGCAGGCUCCAGAGCCGACGACUCGUCGGCGCCGUAUGAGAUGUCCGUUGAGAACGCACUUAAGCUCCUUGGAGUCUCCGAAGGUGCUUCGUUCGAAGACAUACUUCGAGCUAAGAACUCGAUCCUCGCCACUUGUAAAGAUGACAAGGAUACGAUUGCACAGGUUGAGGCUGCAUAUGACAUGUUACUUAUGCGGAGCUUGACACAGAGGCGUGCCGGGAGGGUUGUAAAUAGUAGCAUUCGAUAUGCUGAUGUUAAGCCUGUAAAUUCUCCAGGGAUGGGAUCAAUGCCUCGUUGGCUGCAGGCUACCAUGAAGAAUCCACCUAUUUCAGUUGAAACACCAUCAAGGGGUGAUUUGGGCAUACAAGCCGGUGUUUAUGGAGCUUUGAUGGUUUUAACUUAUGCCAAUGGAACUAGCACAACGUCUGCUGUGCCAUAUGCUGGGGCUGAUGUUCCUGGACUGAUAUUGGCUGGUAGCUUUGGAGCUUCCUUGUACUUCAUGACCAAAAGGAAUGUUAAGUUAGGCAAGGCUACCAUAAUAACCGUUGGAGGGCUUGUUGCUGGUGCAGUUGUGGGGUCAGCGGUGGAGAACUGGUUACAGGUGGACAUUGUUCCUUUUCUUGGUCUACAUUCCCCUGCUGCCGUAGUGAGCGAAUUUGUUCUUUUCUCUCAAUUCUUGGUUUCACUUUGUUUGAGGUAGAGCUAAGAGAAGAUUGUAAUUGUAAGUUUACCACUGAAAUCUGUAAUUAUUCAUUUGCAUGAUCAUGCCCAAUCUUUUGUUUUUUUCUUAGGAUGUGUAUCAGUGCAUAUUGUACAAAAGUACAAUAGAAGUUAGUGAAACUUACAUUAUUUUGAAAAUUUGCUUGAAGUUAAUGACAUUUUAGACCAUUGGUAAGCUAUUAAGCUGAA